Molecule: messenger RNA, 963 nt
Organism: Penicillium cataractarum
Lineage: Eukaryota; Fungi; Ascomycota; Eurotiomycetes; Eurotiales; Aspergillaceae
Product: actin-related protein 2/3 complex subunit 2
Exons: 6
Coding region: 1-963 (320 amino acids)
Biological process (GO): Arp2/3 complex-mediated actin nucleation; actin filament polymerization
Cellular component (GO): actin cytoskeleton; Arp2/3 protein complex
Molecular function (GO): structural constituent of cytoskeleton; actin filament binding
Source: RefSeq, a predicted model, not a curated record
AUGCUUCUCUUGGACUAUCAGAACGCUUUGAUCCAAUCGCUCCUCACGGAGCGGUUCUCUGGUGCUGCCCCGGUUUCGAUUGACCAAGUGGUCUCCGACUUUGAUGGCGUGACCUUCCACCUUUCGACCCCCGAAUCCAAGACCAAGAUCCUUAUCUCCAUCAAUGUGAAGUGUUUCAAGGAGCUCGUUCAGUACGGCGCCCAGGAGGUGCUGGAGCGCGAGUAUGGACCGUACAUUGUCUCGCCGGAGCCGGGCUAUGAUUUCUCAGUACAGAUCGACCUCGAGAAUCUUCCCGCAGAACAAGAAGCCAAGGACGAGCUGAUCAUGAAGCUUGCGCUACUGAAGCGGAACGCCAUGGCAGCUCCAUUCGAGCGGGCUUUCGAUGAGUUCGCUAAGCUUGCGGAGGAGGCUUCGCGGUACACAUCCGAGUCAGCGCCGCAAGGUGUGAAGGAGGGUGGAGAUGUGAUGGCUAUUCAUUACCGCGAGGAGGAAGCUAUCUACAUCAAGGCUAGCUACGACCGUGUUACCGUGAUCUUCAGCACUGUGUUCCGGGAGGAGACGGAUCGCAUCUUCGGCAAGGUCUUCUUGCAGGAAUUCGUGGACGCCCGACGCCGUGUUGUGACCCUACAGAAUGCGCCCCAAGUGCUCUUCCGCAAUGACCCUCCUCUCGAGCUCGAGGGUGUUCCUGGACUUAAGAACGCGGGCGAGGGCGAGAUCAGCUACGUCACCUUUGUGCUGUUCCCCCGACACUUGACACCCCAGCGCCGCUACGAAAACAUCUCCCACAUCCAGACCUUCCGUGACUACUUCCACUACCACAUCAAGGCCUCUAAGGCAUACAUCCACACACGAAUGAGGAAGCGCACGGCGGACUUCCUUCAAGUCCUCAACCGUGCCAGGCCCGAGAACGAAGAGCGCGAGCGUAAGACGGCGAGCGGCCGGACAUUCCGUGUGCAGAGCUAG